AUGACCAUAUCCUUCUCGAGUCUUAUAACCAUAAUUUUUUCCAAUAGAAAUGAAGAAGGGUAUGAAAGUGAAAAGUUGGCCGGAGAAAUCGCUGCGGAAUGCUUGAGCUUAGAUUAUAGAUGUCGGUGCUUACCUUUAAAUUCUUUGGUCACUUUUAAACCACAAAAUUCUGAAAAUGGUUCUUUAAGCUCUUCAAGUAUUGAUGGAACAUCCUGUGAAUUAUUAAAUAUACUCAAAGACAAGAAUGGACAUGGACAAGAGACUUUUCACACCGUUGUGUUCAUUUUUGACAACUUAGAUCAUAACCCUGCGAUAAAAGAGCUAGAAAAUACGCUAAAUGAUUGGUCAACAGAUUUUAGAGUUGAUAAAAGUCUUCUAUCUGGACUACAUUUUGAUUUUGUUAUACUAGGAGACUACCAUCAAUCUAAUCAUGGCGAUUCUAACUAUAUUUUUACCCUCAGACGCUUGCUAAUAUCAUUAGGUUCAAAUCCUCUUCAUCCUAAUGAUUUUUAUUUGAAUCCUGGAGAUAUUGGCAAAAUUAUAUCACUAGUAGAUCAGAUUAGAGAGGCCCAAAAUACCUUUAUUGAGUCAUUUUCUACCAAAAAUAACUAUAAAAAACGUGAAGAUAGCGAUUAUGAGGAUAAUACCGUUGAUUCGGAUGACGAUUCUGAAGUUGAUAUUGAAAACUUGGGUCAGGCAGAGCAAAAAAUGGUUUCAGACAAGCAACGCAAACAACUUAUAAAGCAAGGCUAUAAACUUAUUGGUGAUCAUAGUGCAGUUAAAUUAUGUCGGUGGACGAAGGCUAGGGUAAGAGGACAUGGAGGCUGCUACAAACACACAUUUUAUGGAAUUAACUCUAAUCAAUGUAUGGAAAUGACUCCAAGUUUGGCAUGUGCAAACAAAUGUGUAUUUUGUUGGCGUCAUCACACGAAUCCGGUUUCCACAAGAUGGAAAUGGGAGGCCGAUGACCCUAAAUUCAUUUUGAAUGAAUCAAUAAAUGCACAUCUUCGUUUAAUAAAAGAACUAAAGGGAAUUUUUGACACAAAAAUGGAGAGAUUUAAUGAAGCGAUGCGUAUUAGACAUUGUGCUUUGUCUCUAGUUGGAGAGCCCAUAAUGUAUCCAAAGAUUAACGAAUUAUUAUCAGAGCUGCAUCAACAUGAAAUUUCAACAUUUUUGGUCACGAAUGCACAGUUUCCAAAGGAAAUUGAGAAUCUUAUUCCUGUUACCCAAUUAUAUGUUUCAAUAGAUGCUUCUGAUAAACAAAGUCUAGAAAAUAUAGAUCGUCCCUUAUUCAGGGAUUUUUGGGAAAGAUUUGUUAAAUGCAUUGAACUUCUUAAGAAUCGCAAAGAACGAACUGUCUUUAGGCUCACAAUGGUCAGGAACUUUAAUAUGAGCGAACAAAGGACGGAAAUAGAGGGUUAUGCAAAUUUAAUGAAACUCGGAGAGCCGGACUUUGUUGAGAUAAAAGCGGUUACAUUUUGUGGAACUGUACAUGAUAACGCUAUAACAAUGAAAAAUGUUCCUUGGCAUGAUGAGAUCGUGGAAUUUGCCAAAGCUCUCAUUGAUAUUAGCGAUUACACCAGGGAACAUUACGAAAUAGCUUGUGAACAUCGUCACUCAUGUUGUAUUUUAAUAGCUAAAAAGAGUUACUUUGUUAAUGGCAAAUGGAAGACAUGGAUCGACUAUCCUCUGUUCCAUAAACUGGCUACAAGUGGAGAAGAGUUUAGUGGUAUAGAUUAUUCUUGUGAAACACCUUCUUGGGCUCUAUUUGGAUCGCCAGAACAGGGAUUCGACCCGGUAGACACAAGAAUAUAUACAAAGGGACGCCAUAAGCUGAAUUAGUCAAAGACCUUGUUCAUUCCGUGCGACUGUUUUGCACAUAAUACCUGUACGAUAUAAAUUAAUUUCUUAGUGCAGUGUCGUGAUCCGUGGUAGUAUAGAGGUGAGUAUCCCUGCCUGUCACGCAGGUGACCGGGGUUCGAUUCCCCGCCAUGGAGCUUUUUCUAUAUUGUCAAAAAUGACUACUAAACCAGUCAUUUUUGCGAAAUCUUAACAAGCCUUUAUUUCUAAUUUAGAAAGGUUUGCUCUUUUCAAAGCUAAGGCAGGCUGCGACGAUAUUACAUUCACUAGUUUCAUUAAAUAGACUAAACAGUAGAUACUUUACUUUAUAACUAACAAAUACAUUUAAAU
Theileria equi strain WA is the source of this 2190-nucleotide messenger RNA. RefSeq lists its product as hypothetical. Lineage: Eukaryota; Apicomplexa; Aconoidasida; Piroplasmida; Theileriidae. Bases 1 to 1842 code for a protein of 613 amino acids. The transcript is spliced from 10 exons. Gene Ontology annotation, biological process: wybutosine biosynthetic process. The record is from RefSeq and is a predicted model, not a curated record. Gene Ontology annotation, molecular function: catalytic activity; 4 iron, 4 sulfur cluster binding.